AUGGAGCGAAGGGAACAUUUAACCUUGACUUUCCACAGUCCUGAGGUUCCCAAGAUAAAGGGGAACCGGAAAUACCAAAGGCCUACCCUCCCUGCCAAGAAACAUCCAAGUGCCUCGAUGUCAUCCCAAAGGCGGCAGCAGCUUAUGGAUCAGGCACACAUCUACAUCCGAAUACUCUGUGGCAGCCUCUGUAGUUUUAGCCUCCUAAUGCUGAUCGCCAUGUCCCCACUGAACUGGGUACAGUUCCUGGUGAUCAAGAAUGGCCUUGAGCUCUACGCAGGACUCUGGACCUUAUGCAACCAUGAGCUGUGCUGGAACCACACACCCAAGCCACCCUAUUAUCUCCAAUAUUCCAGGGCCUUCUUUCUCAUCUCUGUCUUUACCAUACUCAUUGGCCUUGGCUGGCUCUUCAGCUCUUGGCUCCCUAGUCGAGGAAGCAUGACCACCAACUUGGAUCUGAAGGUAUCCAUGCUCAGCUUCAUCUCAGCUACCUGCUUGCUCCUCUGCCUCAACCUGUUUGUGGCACAGGUUCACUGGCAUACUAGGGAUGCCAUGGAUUCAGAUCUCCUAUGGACCUAUUAUCUUAACUGGUGCAGUGACAUCUUUUACAUGUUUGCUGGCAUCAUCUCUCUUCUCAACUACUUAACUUCCAGAUCUCCUGCCCGUGAUGAAAACGUCACUGUGAUUCCAACAGAGAGAUCAAGGCUGGGGGUUGGUCCAGUGACUACAGUAUCACCUGCUAAAGAUGAAGAAGAGCCAAGGUCUGAGAUGGAAUCUCUAAGUGUGAGAGAGAAAAAUUUACCAGAGGCAGGACUGUGAUGGUGAUAGGAAAACCUAACUAUAGCUUGUCUUAAAAGCAGGGGAGAAGCUGAGUUGGGAAUGAUCGCAUAAAUUCUUGGAAACCCUCCUAAUAUCAUGUCCAUAUUACUGGAGGAGACAACAUUAAAGCUGAUGAAAUGUCUUUUGCGUGCUUUGGAUCCAGAAUAGGUAUGAUAGUAAUAAAGUAAGUAAUAACUCACUUAAGAAAAACAUUUCUAAAAGAAAACAACAAUGUUUAGAGUCAUGAAUGAAAGAAACUAGUGAAAGAUGCAGUGUGUAGACCAGAGACUUCUUUGGGUAUGAGGGAUCUCAUGGACCAGAAAGGCCCGUGGAGAAGAACGUUAAUUACUUCUAUUUAGAAUUUUCUUUAUUAUGUGUGGCUUUGGGUAUACUCCGGAUGGAAAGCACUUGGACAAAUACUGUUGAAUCUGAACUUGAUAGCGUUACCAGAAAUUGAAUAAAUAUCAAUGGAUAUAA
Messenger RNA from Mandrillus leucophaeus (drill), 1296 nucleotides. It is a transcript of the gene TMEM202, whose product is annotated as transmembrane protein 202. The coding region runs from base 1 to 819 and encodes 272 amino acids. The transcript is spliced from 5 exons. The record is from RefSeq and is a predicted model, not a curated record. Gene Ontology annotation, cellular component: plasma membrane. Lineage: Eukaryota; Metazoa; Chordata; Mammalia; Primates; Cercopithecidae.